This is a messenger RNA of Clunio marinus, 3893 nucleotides long. Lineage: Eukaryota; Metazoa; Arthropoda; Insecta; Diptera; Chironomidae. The record is from the annotation of a GenBank genome assembly.
UGGUGUUUUACAACUCAGUUUCUUACUUAUCCAUUUGUGGAUGGUGAUUUAUGAAACUUAAGAAAUUGAAAGCUACUUGGAUUUUUGAGAUUAUUUAAUUUAACAGAAAUGUUACAAUCAAAAUUAUAAUCAAAGUACUAACAAAUUCAUCAUGUUAAAAAGUGUUCAAAUGUGGAAAAAAUCUAAAAUUCCUAUCUAGUUCAAAUUGUCAUAAAUCUUAAAAAUCGAAUUUCCCAUGCUUAUUAAAACAAAAGAAUUAAUUGAUAUUUCACGAAGCCUCAGAGAUCAAAGUUAAUUGGUUAUGUGAAUCACAAGAACAAACAUUCUUUUUCAUUGAUUAGCGAGUAAAGACAAUUAUAAAAAAUUAGUCAACAAAUAUCUGCAACAACGAACAACAACAAAACUUCAUUUCCUGUACAGAACUCAAUUGAAUCACAAUAUCUGAAAUUAGAUGCAAUCAUCAGCCAGAUAGUAAGGAAGGAUAUCAUUUUCAAAUUGGACAAUUUUUGUUUUGAAUCACUCUCUGUGGAUAUAUUUUAUGCUCAUCACCCUCCAAGUGAUUUACAGACAUCAAAUGAUCAUCCAAUUGACAUCAACUGGGAUUCAUCAUCUCGCAAUCGUUUGUCCAAUUCAAUGUCAGUUUAAUGCGAACAAAGUUUGAACAAGCAAUAGAAGUGUAACUAGAGGGACAAUUAUUAGUCAUUAUGGCAUUCACAGCAUCGUUGAAACGUUUGUUAGCUGGACUUCUCUUCGUCAUGGCGAUAUUUCUUAUGAUCUUAUAUUUCAACGAAACUCGAAGCAUUUUAAAGCCAGCUUCAUCAUUCUUCGUCACCAAUUACGAGACAAGACACAACAAAAUCAAGUUAGUUGGAGUUGUUGCCGAGAAAAUGCGAAUUCCACCCGAGAAGACGUGGAGUUACAAAUGUGUCAAUAAUCGUUGUAUUCGAACACAUUACUCGAGUAAGGAUGUGAAACGUACGACUUUCCUUACAUGUUCAAUGCUCUGCGGCUCACAAACGUUGUGGCCUGAGCCGACAGUCAAAUCACUCAUUGGCACCAAUGCGAAUAGUUUUCGACUAGCAGAUGUUAAGUACAAAGUUCAGACGCCAUUCAAACAUGUGGAGAGUUUAAUGGAAAAUGCAUUUUCAAUAUUUUUGGAGGAAAUAAAGCAAAUUAGACGUGCAUCUGGCGGAAAAGAAAAAUCAGAUGAGAUGAAAAGUAGUACGAGGUCUUACAGGGAAUCUACAUAUGCAGGAAUCAGUAGCAGCAGUAGUCGGGAGAUAGAAACACCCGCACAUUAUCGACGUAAUCUAACAACUGUAAAUAUUUACGUGCAUGUGAUAAAAACUGCAGAUGUUCAUCUCACAAUGAACACUGAUGAAUGCUACAACAUGACAUUGUCAAAUGAACGACAAAUCAUUGACGUGAGAAUUUAUGCAAAUUCCUUUUUCGGUGCACGACAUGGUUUGUCAACACUUCAACAACUGGUUUGGUAUGACGAUGAAGAUGAAGUUUUGAAAAUCAUAAGUACAGCAAAAGUUGAAGAUUGCCCGAAAUUUCCUUAUCGUGGGUUAAUGCUUGAUACAUCGCGACACUAUUUUAGUGUUGACGCCAUAAAACGAACACUCAUUGGAAUGUCACAUUCAAAGCUUAAUCGCUUUCAUUGGCAUUUGACUGACUCUCAAAGUUUUCCCUUUGUUUCAAAGUUCUAUCCAGAGCUGGCGAAGUACGGCGCUUAUUCAACAAGCGAGAUUUAUACACAUGACGAUGUUAAAGAUAUCGUAAGAUUUGCACAAGUUCGAGGUAUUCAAAUAAUACCGGAAAUUGAUGCACCAGCUCAUGCUGGAAAUGGAUGGCAAUGGGGACCUCAAAAAGGUUUGGGAGAGCUGAGUUUAUGUAUCAACCAACAACCAUGGAACGCUUAUUGUGGUGAACCACCAUGUGGACAACUUAAUCCUAAAAAUAAUCACACUUACUUAAUCUUACAAAAGCUUUAUCAAGAGCUUUUAGAACUUACCGGUCCGACUGAUUAUUUCCAUUUGGGUGGUGAUGAAGUGAAUCUUGAAUGUUGGUCGCAAUAUUUCAACGAUACUGAUAUUCGUUCACUUUGGUGCGAUUUUAUGUUACAAGCUCAUCACCGACUUAGCGUAGCCAAUAAUGGACAAAAAAUUAAAAUGGCUGGCGUGUGGUCAAGCGGUUUGACUCAAAUGCCUUGCUUACCAACAAAGAAUUUUACUGUGCAAGUUUGGGGUGGCAGUCAAUGGCCAGAGAAUUAUCAACUUCUUGAUGCCGGUUACAACAUAAUUAUGUCUCAUGUUGAUGCUUGGUAUCUUGAUUGCGGUUUUGGUAAUUGGCGUGCAACUGGUGAAGCUGCAUGUAGUCCUUAUAGAACUUGGCAAACUGUUUAUAAACACAAACCAUGGCAUUCGAUGAGACUUAAUAAACAACAACUUAAACAAGUUCUUGGUGGUGAAGUUUGUCUUUGGACAGAACAAGUUGAUGAAAGUGUUCUUGAUGCUCGAUUAUGGCCGCGAUCAUCAGCACUUGGUGAAAGACUUUGGACAGAUCCAAAUGAUGAAAACGAUUACGCAAUUUCAAAAGAAACUUUCAAACGCUUUUCAAUCUUUCGUAAUCGUUUAGUUCAGUUAGGAAUAAAAGCGGAACCGAUUUUCCCCAAAUAUUGUGCUCAAAAUCAAGAUGAAUGCGUAUGACACUUGGAAGCUUUUUAAUUUCCCUUUAUUUUUCAUUUUAAUUCAGUUCUUGAAAAUAUUAAAUUGCAUAUAUCAGAGUAUCGUCAUUGUUAUCUAAUUGUUUGUAUUUUUUUAUUUCCUAAUUUAUUACUUUAUUGAGAGAAAUCUUUUUUGAUUUUAUUGAGUUUUAUUAACAACAUUUCGCAUUCCAUCAUGUUUCAUAUUCCAUGUCAAAAGUUCAAAGCUUUUGAUACAUAAAACGGGCUUAAAAAUAACAAAGCUUCCUUCCUGCAAUAUGAAUGUGAUGAAAAUUAAGAUGACAAAAAUGUAUCAAGCAAAUAAUUUAUGGUGGUUUGGAAUGAUGAAAUUUAUUGCUAACAAAUCAUCAAUUUACAAACAAUUCAAAUGUUUUUGAAAUGUAGAACAAACGGAGAAGGAAACUUUUGUUUUUCCUGUCGAAACCAUCAUCGUUAUUCAGAAGAACGUUAAUUGAUCUACAACUAAGCAUGAUGUAGUAUUAAUGCAUCUUCCGAGUCGACUCCUGACAACACACGGUCAUAAUCCAAAUUAGCACAAUAAAAAAAAUUUUAUUCUAUACCUUCAAAUAUUCCGACCAAUUUCCUAAAUAAUUUAUUGUUCAUCUUGAGUAAAUGUUAAACAUGUUGUAAUCCUUGUUACUUAAUUAACCGUUUAGAACAAAGUCUGGUGGUUAUGGAAGCUUAUAGCAGUUUUAGAAAUCAUCAACAUGCCAACCUCAUUCAACAAAAUAAAAAGGAAAUUAAUGUUUAGAUAUGUACGACUAGGUAGCACCAAUAAAGGGGAAAUGUGUCACACAUUGUUGCUUUGAAUUUGCAAAGCAACAAGAUAAAUAAAAAGUAUUCCUUACCAAAAUGUUGAAAUUUAAAUUUUUCGAUUUCUUUAAGUUUUAUUAAGUUUUUAACAUUUCAUAACAAAUCAUAAUAAGUUGAACAACAAAACACAAAAUAAAAACAUUAAAGAAUUAAAUCAAAUGCGUGACCUUAACAAAGAAAACUUAGAGAUUUGUUUGUUGAUUAUCUUGUUAAUAAUUCGAACUCAUUUUUGACAUUCUUUCAUCUCCACUCAUCUAUGAUUUCAAAAACAAAAAAUUAAAACCUGAAAUGACAAGAUUUUAGGAAUAAAUGUAUGUGAUGAUGAAAUAAAUACAGAAUAAAAUAAAUAUAG